Molecule: messenger RNA, 1295 nt
Organism: Halichondria panicea
Lineage: Eukaryota; Metazoa; Porifera; Demospongiae; Suberitida; Halichondriidae
Product: 2,4-dienoyl-CoA reductase [(3E)-enoyl-CoA-producing], mitochondrial-like
Exons: 6
Coding region: 1-1116 (371 amino acids)
Biological process (GO): fatty acid beta-oxidation
Cellular component (GO): mitochondrion
Molecular function (GO): 2,4-dienoyl-CoA reductase (NADPH) activity
Source: RefSeq, a predicted model, not a curated record
AUGACUAGACUGACCAGACAAACUUUACCAGAUAAAGGUCAAAAGGUCGUGAAAAGGAACAAAGAUCUACCCACGUGCGCCGUGGAUAAGUUUUUAACUCUACCAUCACUGGAAUUUUUCUGCACAGAAGCCUCUAAGAAGAGCUUUGCAGCUAAUAUGUUUCAUCUGAGAGUUACUUUGAGGGUCUGCUCCAGAUGGUCAUCACGAUGCUAUAGUAAUGGAGCUGCUGACAAGUUUCCAGCAAUAAAAACUCCACUGCUGCCUCCCAAUUUCAUGGCUGGGAGGAGUGCUUUCAUCACUGGAGGUGGCACCGGGUUGGGCAGGGGGAUCACAGAGGUGCUGUCUGCACUGGGGGCCACUGUGGUGAUUUCAAGCAGGAAGCUUGAUGUACUGGAGAAAACGGCAGCAGAAAUAACACAAUGCACUGGAAAUAAAGUUCAUGCAGUAGCCUGUGAUGUGAGGGACCCAGAAGCCAUUGCUCGAGUGGCGGACCAGUGUGUGGAGCUGUGUGGUGGACUACCCUCCAUGAUUGUCAAUAAUGCAGCCGGUAACUUCAUCUCUCCAACGGAGAGGCUCUCCUCUAAUGCUUGGAGGACUAUUGUCGACAUUGUGCUCAACGGAACUGCCUAUGUUACUUUGGAAUUUGGGAAAAGGCUCAUUGCCGCAAAGCAAGGUGCCAGUGUUGUAUCCAUAACGACGACGUACGCCCAGAGUGGGUCCGGGUUUGUGGUGCCCAGUGCAGCGGCUAAGUCUGGUGUGGAGGCCAUCACUAAAUCCCUCGCUGUCGAGUGGGGGAGGUACGGACUCAGGUUUAAUGCCAUUGCUCCUGGACCCAUUGAAACCAAGGGUGCCUUCAGUCGUUUGGACCCCACUGGUCAGUUCCGGGAAAGUAUGUUAGACUCCUUACCUGUGGGUAGACUAGGGGAAGUAGAGGAACACGCCAACCUGGCCGCUUACCUCCUCAGUGACUAUGCCAGCUGGAUCAACGGGGCUAUCAUCAACUUCGACGGUGGGCAGCUGCCUUCUAACGCUGGGAUGUUCAAUGAGUUGAAACGGGUAACUCCAGAGCAGUGGGACAUGAUGGAGAAGAUGAUUAAAAGCACAAAAGGCUCUUAAUAAAUCAGAAGCUAUAGUUAUAGGAACAUUUAAAGCCAUAUCCCUUUUAAUAAUUAUAUAUAUACCAAUUAUGCUGUAGUUUGAGGUUACAAUUAAAGACGGGUAGUAAUUUUAGCGGUUUUCUCUGUUUGGGUACUAAAUAAUUGACCAUGUUACAAUGAUGAUUUGAAGGGGGAAAA